Messenger RNA from Antrostomus carolinensis (chuck-will's-widow), 801 nucleotides. RefSeq names its product proline rich 5 like (gene PRR5L). The transcript has 5 exons. Gene Ontology annotation, biological process: TORC2 signaling. Gene Ontology annotation, cellular component: TORC2 complex. The annotation marks the transcript as partial. Lineage: Eukaryota; Metazoa; Chordata; Aves; Caprimulgiformes; Caprimulgidae. The record is from RefSeq and is a predicted model, not a curated record.
AACCAGCUCCUUGCGAAAGGCUUGCUGUUUAUAGAGGAGAAGGUUAAGCUGUGUGAAGGGGAGGAUCGCAUUGAUGUCCUGUCUGAAAUCUGGGAUCACUAUUUUACAGAGACUCUUCCUACACUCCAGGCAAUAUUCUACCCAGUCCAGGGCCAGGAGUUGACUAUCCGUCAGAUUGCUCUUCUUGGCUUCAGAGACUUGGUCUUGCUAAAAGUAAAGUUGGAAGAGAUUCUGCCUCUGGUCCGGACAAAGCUCCCAGCUUCCAUUGUCCAGAUGCUGUUAAUUCUGCAGAGUGUUCAUGAGCCUACUGGCCCCAGUGAGGGCUACCUACAGCUGGAAGAACUGGUCAAGCAGGUGGUAUCGCCAUACCUGGGCUUGUGUGAGGAUCACAGCUUCUCUGGUAGCACCUGCUUGCUUGAGAGACGCUACUCCAGAUCCCGUCCCAAGCCUGGUGUUCUGAACUACUCAUCUCACGUGGCGACGAGCCGGCAGCCCAGCGACAUGGCCCUGACCCCGCUGACAGAGCAGGAGGGGGAGGCUUACCUGGAGAAAUGCGGGAGCAUCCGUCGCCACACCGUUGCCAACGCUCACUCGGAUAUUCAGCUCCUGGCCAUGGCCUCCAUGAUGCACACGGGGAUGGUGAUUGAGGAGUCGGACAGCACCGACAAAUGCCUCCUCCUGCAGCCCAGUUUUAGCCACAGGCAGUGCUCCAGCGAGCCCAGUAUCGCCGACGGGCCCGAGGGAGUCAUGGCAGCAGGUAGGCAGGACCCUGCAGAGCUGAACUGCACGUCGGUCAGCUAG